Rhinocladiella mackenziei CBS 650.93 is the source of this 786-nucleotide messenger RNA. RefSeq lists its product as uncharacterized. The record is from RefSeq and is a predicted model, not a curated record. The transcript has a single exon. NCBI's taxonomy places the organism in Eukaryota, Fungi, Ascomycota, Eurotiomycetes, Chaetothyriales, Herpotrichiellaceae. The coding region runs from base 1 to 786 and encodes 261 amino acids.
AUGUCUCAUUUCCCCGAUCUCAAUGCGUCUACUCGCUCUGUCGGGUCUUCUCUCAAGACAUAUCCUCAAUUCCUUCUGUUCGGCGACAGCAUUACCCAGGGUUCGAGCCAUGUCUUUCAUUCCUCUCUGUCCGAAUGGUAUUCCAGGCGACUAGAUGUCCUCAUCCGUGGAUUUAGCGGAUAUACGGCCCCCGUCGGUUACGACACUCUACUCCAAUUCUUCCCCGCGGUGCCUCCGUCCGAUGUUGUCCCUCGAAUCCGACUGAUGACAGUUUUCUUCGGAGCAAACGAUGCCUGCCUCGCAGGGACUCCGCAGCACGUCCCCAUCGGGGAGUACAAACAGUAUCUGAGAAAUAUAGUCAACUAUGAAGGCGUGAAGCUACACCAAACAAACGUGGUCUUGAUAGUGCCUGCUCCCGUCGACGAGUGGCAGCUUGCAACAGGCGAAAGAAAGGCCGCCACAACGGCGAAAUAUGCAUCUGCCUGUCGAGAGGUCGGACAAGAAUUGAACCUACCCAUUCUUGAUCUUUGGACAAUCUUCAUGCUCAAGGCAGGUUGGAAGGAGGGUUCAACAGAUGCCCUUAUAGGGAGCAAAGCAGCACCACAGAACCAAGUGCUUGGGGAGCUGUUGUCGGACGGGCUACAUUUCACGCCUGCGGCAUAUAGACUGGUGUUCGAGGAGCUGGUCAAGAUUAUUCAGAAUGAGUUGCCCGACCAAGUGCCAGAAAAUCUUCCAUUUGUUUUUCCGGACUGGAGAACGAAGUUGGGAGCAGAAAUGUGGCGUUAG